Molecule: messenger RNA, 912 nt
Organism: Teleopsis dalmanni
Lineage: Eukaryota; Metazoa; Arthropoda; Insecta; Diptera; Diopsidae
Exons: 6
Coding region: 207-761 (184 amino acids)
Source: RefSeq, a predicted model, not a curated record
CUGUGCUGCCGAUCACAUCUCGUUGAAGUCGGGUGCGUUGGUUAGCUAUUGCUAAAAGAUUGAAGUGGUGCGCUGACUCGAUUUGUUAAAUCUAAUAUUUAAUUCGCUUUAAUAAUUGUUAAAUCUAUAGUGAAGUAAUUUGUUUAAUCAAGCUGCGUGCGCAACCCGUUGACAACUUUCUAAAUCAUUUUAUUAUCAAAAACAGGAUGCCUACAACUACGACUGGUAGAAAGAGGAAACUCCAAAACCCGUGUGUUGGAUGUAACACACCAACAUCUGGACUCUGUCAGAGAUGUAAAAUCUCUUUUUGUAGCCUUCAAUGUUUGAAUAAAAAUUUUCCUGCACAUCGGGAAACAUGCCCUGAAAUCAACCGUCGUCGGUUCAGUUUCUUAGAAAUCAUACUAGCGUGCCAACCACGUAAGCCUGGUGAUCCGAUUUUUCCAAUUCGCCUUUAUAAACCACCUAAAAUGGCUACAAUUAUGUGUGUGUACUGUAUGGAGCAGGCUGACUUCUAUUGCGAAAAAUGCGAAACCUCGUAUUGCAGUUCACGUUGUCAAAAAUCUGAUUGGUUGAAUCAUAAGCUAAUAUGUCUUGCAUCAUACCAUGAUGAUAAUGCCCGCUGCAAUGCGUGUGGUUACGAAAUUUGCUUUUUCUGCAAGCGAUGUCACAAUACUGAAUGCGAAGAAUAUAUCAAAUUAUCGAAUUGGACUAUACACCGCUCUCUUUUUCCGAUAAUGCCUGAGUUGGUGCCUUUUGAUUAAUUUUGAAUGUCGGUGUAAAGAACCAGAACCCUUCAAAACUCAGAACCCCUUAACUAAAAUCAUCAACACGUGGAUUUGCUUUUUAUUCUGCAUUUUUAAGUUUAUAUUUAUAUUAGAUUUUUUUUCGCCGCGUUAAAUAAUUUAUUUUUUG